Messenger RNA from Austrofundulus limnaeus, 667 nucleotides. RefSeq lists its product as uncharacterized. The record is from RefSeq and is a predicted model, not a curated record. Lineage: Eukaryota; Metazoa; Chordata; Actinopteri; Cyprinodontiformes; Rivulidae.
GAGGAGGAGGAGGGGGGAGUUGGAGUGUCCCAGCCCUCUGAGUCCAGCUGCUGUGCGGCUCCACAGCUGUGCUGCACCACUUACACCAUGACUCAAGCCGCAAGCAGGACGCUUUUGGCACUAUUCGUCACGUUUUGCGCUUUASGAUGCGGAUGGACAGCAGAGAAGCYGUUGCGGUCCCAAAAUGGGAAACAGACAGCUGUGGACAAGGUCUUAAGGGAGAGCUGGCAGCCUUCGAUCCAUCUGGAUGGAAGACCUGUGGAUCGCUUCGUCAUGAGCUCCAGCAAACCCAGCCGUUCCCACCGCUUCAGUAAAGUCAGCAAGGACACUCGCUCGCUUCCGUCAGAGGAUGUUGACCCAGAAUUGAUCAACUUGGAUGGUUUUGCUGUGCUGGUCAACCCACCUGUCAACACAUCAGCAGGUUUGGUGAAGUCCUCUCAAACCACUGACAGAAAUCACUCGACGUCCAGACGAACUACCAGGGUGAACAGAACGGCUCGUCCGGCAGGUUUGACCUUUAACCGGUUGCUCCGGAGAGCCCCUCAGUCCUCCUCGGGUCCGAGGCAGCCCGAGAGAGCUGUGGCAGGAACCCCACCGCUGGAAAGAAGACGCCAGCGCCAAACCAAGCCUCAAGCUGACCAGAGAAACGAACAAAGUCCAAAACUUG